This is a messenger RNA of Triticum turgidum subsp. durum (durum wheat), 1485 nucleotides long. The record is from the annotation of a GenBank genome assembly. NCBI's taxonomy places the organism in Eukaryota, Viridiplantae, Streptophyta, Magnoliopsida, Poales, Poaceae.
AUGGAUGAGGAGUACGACGUGAUCGUGCUGGGCACGGGGCUCAAGGAGUGCAUCCUCAGCGGCCUCCUCUCCGUCGACGGCCUCAAGAUACAGAAACCCUGGGUAUUGGCUGCGGACCGGUGGCUCGCUGUCGCCGCCCCUCUGGUGCUCAUGAGGUGCAUAUUUCCUCGUGUUCCGCAAAAAGUUCUUGCUAGAAAAUAUCCUUAUGAUGAAAUUAGAAUAGACAAGGAUGUUUUGCACAUGGAUAGAAAUGACUAUUAUGGUGGAGAUUCCACUUCUCUCAACCUUAAUCAGCUCUGGAAGAAAUUUAGAGGGGAAGACAAGCCCCCGGCACAUCUAGGCUCAAGCAAAGAUUACAACGUAGACAUGGUUCCAAAGUUUAUGAUGGCAAAUGGGACAUUGGUUCGAACCCUCAUUCACACUAAUGUAACGAAGUAUUUGUCAUUCAAAGCUGUUGAUGGGAGCUUUGUCUUCAGCAAAGGGAAGAUCCACAAGGUUCCCGCGACUGAUAUGGAGGCUCUGAAGUCUCCUUUGAUGGGCCUUUUUGAGAAACGCAGAGCAAGGAACUUCUUCAUUUAUGUCCAAAAUUACGAUGAAGCUGAUCCAAAAACACAUCAGGGAUUGGACCUUACUACGUUGACAACUAAAGAAUUGAUAGCAAAGUACGGCUUAGUUGAUGAUACAGUGGAUUUCAUUGGCCACGCGCUUGCUCUCCAUAGGGAUGAUCGUCACCUCAAUGAACCAGCACUUGAUACUGUGAAAAGGAUGAAAUUAUAUUCGGAGUCUCUUGCACGUUUUCAAGGGGGCUCGCCUUAUAUUUAUCCUCUAUAUGGGCUGGGUGAGCUGCCACAGGGUUUUGCACGUCUAAGUGCUGUUUAUGGUGGCACUUACAUGUUAAGUAAGCCAGAAUGCAAGGUUGAAUUCGAUAUGGAAGGAAAAGCGUGUGGUGUUACAUCAGAAGGUGAAACCGCAAAAUGCAAGAAAGUUGUCUGCGAUCCUUCGUACUUGACCAACAAGGUCAGGAAGAUCGGCAAAGUUGCACGUGCAAUUGCUAUUAUGAGCCAUCCAAUCCCAAAUACAAAUGAGUCCCACUCAGUCCAGAUUAUUUUGCCACAGAAACAACUUGGACGCAAUUCAGACAUGUAUGUCUUCUGUUGCUCAUACACCCACAACGUCGCACCAAAAGGGAAGUUCAUUGCAUUUGUCUCUGCAGAAGCGGAGAGUGAUAAUAUACAAUCCGAACUCAAGCCUGGCAUUGAUCUACUUGGUCCAGUAGAUGAGCUCUUUUUUGAUAUGUAUGACAGAUAUGAACCAGUGAACGAACCAUAUCUUGAUAAUUGCUUCAUCUCAACGAGCUAUGAUGCUACCACACAUUUUGAGACAACUGUGACAGACGUUCUUAACAUGUAUACAAUGAUCACCGGAAAGACUACCUCCGUCUCAAAAUAUAUGACGUUUAGCCUACAAAAACGUCUUACAUUUUGA